CGUAGAGAGAGAGAGAGAGAGAGAGAGAGAGAGAGAGAGAGGGAGAUCGUAGGGAUCGCACCGGCGAUCCUCGAUCGCUGGAUCGGGGGCGGAGGCGGCGGGGGUGGCGGAGGCGAUGGUGGUGGGCGUGGGCGCGGGCGGCGGCGCGGUCUGAGGUCGCGUCGGGGCUGUGGUCGCCCUCACCAUGUGGUUCUCGUUCUGGCGAUCCAGGAAUCGCUUCUCCCUCGACGAGCUACGAUAUUUAACAGAUCAGCUGCAAAAGAUUCAAGUUGUAAAUGAAGUUAACGAGGAUUUUGUCAUUGAAGCACUGAGGUCGAUUGCGGAGCUGCUGACAUAUGGUGACCAGCAUGAUCCAUCAUUUUUUGAGUUCUUCAUGGAGAAGCAUAUUAUGGGUGAAUUUGCACGUAUAUUAAGGAUUAGCAAACCACUCAAAGUUGCACUUCAGUUGUUACAGACUAUGAGCAUUAUGAUCCAGAAUUUGAGAAGCGAACAUGCGAUUUACUAUAUUUUCAGCAACGAACACAUUAACUACAUUAUAACAUAUUCUUUUGACUUCCGAAAUGAAGAAUUGCUGUCAUACUACAUAUCUUUUUUACGGGCAAUAAGUGGAAAGUUGAACAAGAAUACGAUCUCACUGCUUGUGAAGACAGAAAAAGAGGAUGUUGUUUCAUUUCCGCUUUAUGUUGAAGCCAUACGAUUUGCUUUUCAUGAGGAAACUAUGAUUCGAAUUGCUGUGCGUGCAUUAACACUUAAUGUCUAUCACGUUGGAGAUGAAUCUGUUAACAAAUAUGUUUCACGUGUCCCGCUAUCAGAAUUCUUUGCAAAUAUGGUCAAAUAUUUUCAAAAGCAGUGCAUCAACUUGGACAAGUUGGCUGCCGAAAUUGCUAGGAAUCCAGACUCCUCCGAUUCAACCUCCUCCAUUCUUACUGCAGUGGAAGAGAUUGAAGAUAACUUAUACUAUUUUAGUGAUGUUAUAUCGGCUGGGGUACCAGAUCUUGGAAGAUUAAUAACUGACAAUAUACUGCAGUUUUUGGUGUUUCCAUUGCUUCUGCCUUCGCUGGACAGAUGUAGCAACGGUGGAGACAUAGGCAUCGCUACUUCCUUAUACUUGCUUUGUUGUAUACUACACAUUUUUAAGAGCAAGGACUUGGCAAAUACUAUUGCUGCUACCCUUUUCUGUCCAAGAAAAUUGUUUGGUUCAAACUUUCAAGCGAGGCCAAAUGGCUGUUCUGUUGGUGCUCACGUGAAAGCAGACGAUUCAGGAGUUUCUGUGCUAGAACCUUCUGGCUCCUCAUGUUUACCCAAUCAUUCUUCUCAAAGUGGUUGCAGUUCAUGUCAUUCAUUGAGGGAAGUCCUGCUAUCAUAUAUAACUGCUGGAGAUGACUUGCAAGUAUUAGGUUCCUUGAGUUUUCUUGCUACCUUGUUGCAGACAAAAGUUUUUGUAGAACUCGAUGAAUCGAUGCUAGAUGCACUUGGAAUUCUUCCUCAAAGAAAGCAGCACAAAAGGCUCCUGCUUCAAGCUUUGGUUGGUGAAGAUUCAGCUGAAGAACAGCUAUUUGCCACUGAGAGAAGUGCAACAAAGGAUGACAUUUGUGGCGACCUUGAUAGCUACCUGAAGAAAAUAGAGGGUGAAUAUGGGCUGUUGUGUCAUCAGAUGGAGCAUCGAAUAAGCCCUGAGGUGCAUCGUUCUCAGGUGCUUGAUGCGUUAGUCAGCCUUUUCUGCAGGUCUGAUGUAUCUGCGGAGAUUCGAUGGGUUGGCGGUUGGCUUUUGAGGCAGCUGCUGCCUCAUGGCGAGGAACAACUUAGUGCUGUUCAUCUUGAACGACUCAAGGAUUCGCACAAGAAUUCUACUGCUAAUCUUUUAAAGGAAAUCAAAGGAUGCUGGUCGGAUUUGCUCUUGGUCACUCUUAAAGAUGUAUGGAGGACUUGCAAGAAAGCAAUUGAGGCAUCAUCACCUCCGAAGGACCCCAAAUCCAUACUAUAUCCGUUACAAACAUGUUCCUAUGGAGAUACUUCAGGUGAAUCUUCUUUAGCUGUUGGCGAGAGGAUGCAUGAGAUGGUUAAGGUUUUUGUUUUCCAACGUCAACUGCUAGUUUUUUCUCUUGGAGGAACUUUAGCCGAUCAACCCACAAUAAAUUCUCCAAUGUUUUCUCCUCGAGGUUCUGAAACAAAAUCUGCUGGUUUAGAUGUUCUAGUACCGAAACCUGGCUCUGAAAUUGAUUUGGCUAAUGCUGUACCCUGUAGAAUAGCAUUUGAGAGAGGGAAAGAACGCUACUUUUCUUUUUUAGCUAUGUCUAAGGGAACAUCUGGUUGGCUGCUUCUUGUGGAAGAGUUACCCCUCAAGCAGCAACGUGGAAUUAUUCGUGUCAUAGCCCCCUUGGCCGGCUCAGAUCCUAGGAUAGACGAGGAGCAUCCAAAGUGGUUGCAUUUACGCAUACGCCCCUCAACCCUACCUUUCUUGGAUCCCUCAAAGUACAAUGGAUUUGGUAAAACCAAAAUGAAGGUUUUGGUUGAUGGGAGAUGGACAUUAGCCUUUAGAGAAGAGCAGGUUUGCAAGGCAGCACAUUCUAUGGUAAUCGAAGCUAUGAAUCUCCAACAAAAGGAGGUGGAGAGGCUAGUAAAUCAAUUGCUCGAACUUGAUUCUCUAAAUGUUCGUGAGGUUGAAGUUUGAAAUGAUAAAGACCAGAAUUGUAUAUUAGUAUUAGCUGGUUAGCUCCUUACAAGUUGCCCUCUGUAACAUACAGCUAUAGAGUUUGAGCCAUUUGAGUUGUGGGACUAGCUCAAUACAAUUAAUUCUUUGUACAUUAGUUUGUAAUUUUUUUUUUCUUUUCUCUCUUGUAAUCUAUGUGCAUCAUAAUUCAUUCUUUAACAAGCCAGAGGGCAGAUUUUAGUUUAAUUUUAGUUUACUCUCAUUGAGAAGUAAUGCAUCAGUGGAUACUCCUUGGUGCUUCAGAAUUUUCUUGUACUAUCUCUGGAGCUGGCUCAAUGACCUUUGCUUUUA
Messenger RNA from Ananas comosus (pineapple), 3001 nucleotides. RefSeq lists its product as uncharacterized. Gene Ontology annotation, biological process: regulation of autophagosome maturation; endosomal transport; endosome to lysosome transport. Bases 185 to 2671 code for a protein of 828 amino acids. The record is from RefSeq and is a predicted model, not a curated record. Lineage: Eukaryota; Viridiplantae; Streptophyta; Magnoliopsida; Poales; Bromeliaceae. Gene Ontology annotation, cellular component: late endosome; endolysosome membrane. The transcript is spliced from 21 exons.